Gallus gallus (chicken) is the source of this 3327-nucleotide messenger RNA. RefSeq names its product free fatty acid receptor 2-like. Bases 1127 to 2449 code for a protein of 440 amino acids. The transcript has a single exon. The record is from RefSeq and is a predicted model, not a curated record. Gene Ontology annotation, biological process: cellular response to fatty acid; G protein-coupled receptor signaling pathway. Gene Ontology annotation, molecular function: G protein-coupled receptor activity. NCBI's taxonomy places the organism in Eukaryota, Metazoa, Chordata, Aves, Galliformes, Phasianidae. Gene Ontology annotation, cellular component: plasma membrane.
GAGGGGAAAGGAGGGGAAAGGGAAGGGAAAAACUUUGCUCUCUUUUCACUGUCAGGAAGACUCCCAGACUACAGUAACCUUGGUCCUCACCCUCAGUAAGCCCAAUACCAGCACCACCGGCUGAGGAGAUUCUGCACACACAUUCGGUCUCAGUUUCUCCAUUGAGAUUCCUUCCAGCUUGAUGGCAAUGGGCUCUUUUUUGUGGUCAUCCCCAGGGGCUCCCCAUCCUCAUUUUGAUAGUCUUUUUUGGUGAAAGGGUGAAACUGAGGGGCAGCUUUAUCAUCACAUCUAGAUUUUGUAUCUCCCAUUUCCUGCCAUGGGCAGUAGCAGGCCACUUCCUAGCAACACACACCUACCUGUUCCCUCGCAGGUCUGCCACAGUCGGACACCACAUCCUCCCCCUCCAGGUCAGCAACAGUUAUCUGUAAUUGAUGCUCUCUCACAAAGGCCUCAUGCAGAUGGUUCUGCAAACUGUGCUGUGCUAUCCGUGCAUGCAAGCACACCUUUGGCUCAACUUCCAGUUCAGCUUGCAAACUCCUUAUCACCGCUCUCAGUGACUCAGUUCAUCACUCAAUUUGGUGCACAACACAUCUGUCUUCCUGCACUGCUAUCACUGUGGCACCUCAAACUCCACAGACAAUGGCCACGCCUUCAGCAGAUCUCAAUCAACGUACUUCUGACAAGUCCUGUAUUCGUUCUGCACUCUCCAUCAGGCUGAACUCGUGUAGACGUGAACAACAUCCACAGAGCUCCUUCUUUGCUCAUUCUCAUCUCUUCAGGAUUACUAGGACCACAUAAAACUUCCCAUAGCCCCAUAUCACGCUUCAUAGCCCCAUAACUCUUCCCACUGCCCCAUAUCAUGCCCUGUAGCUCCACAUCCAACCCCAUAUCCUCAUUGCCUGUCCCAUUCCCCCAGAAAUUGACAUAUUACCCCACGGCCCCAUUUGUGCCCCAUAGCCCUGCCUCAUAGCCCCAUGACUCCACAGUCCAACCCAUAGCUCUGCUAUCACCCCUUAGCUCAUCCUAUAGCCCCAGUUUGAUACCAUGGCCCAUCCGGUAGCCCCGGUAUGACCCCCUAGCCUGCCCUACAGCUCUGUGCCCUUGGCCCCACAGCCUUCCUCUCGCCAUGCUUGUCCUCACCAUCUACGCGCUGACCUUCGCCAUGGGAUUUCCUGCCAACGUCUUCACCUUCCUCACCCUCCUCAUCAAAAUCCGGUGUCACCGUCCUCAUUCCCACCUCACCGCUGCCAACCUCCUCCUCCUCCACCUCACCACCGCCGACCUUCUCCUCCUCCUCUUCCUCCCCUUCAAGAUGGCUGAGGCAGCUGCCAAGAUGCUGUGGCCCUUCCCCACAGUGCUCUGCCCCAUAGCAAACUUCUGCUUCUACUCCAGCAUCUACCUCAGCACUCUCUUUAUGGCUGCCCUCAGUGUGGAGCGCUACUUUGGGGUCGUGUUCCCACACUGCUACAACUGGCGCCGGAGGUUAUUGCGGACGAUGGCUGCCAGUGCCGUCCUUUGGGUGAUGGCAUUGUCCCACUGUUCCAUCAUCUUUGUGGCAGAAUAUCACAGAGAGUUUGGUGUCAAUGGGCCUGAGGCUGAUGGGAAAGGCGGUUUGGGGGUGAAUGGGACCAAGACCUGGGAAUCCGGGAUGGAGAACCCCAGUCAUGUUGACCCCACUGGGCUGAAGAUGGGCAUCUCCCAUUGCUUAGAAGUCAAUGGGUUUGACCGUGGGGGAUUUGGGUUGACCAAACCUGAUGGCUUUCACACCAAUGUCCCCAACACCUCCACUGCUGACGUCACCAUCCCCAGUGGCUUGAAGAUCCCCGGUGCCGACAUCUACAGGAUCUCCAGCCCCAACACCAACCUCAACAACUCCAGCUUCAAAUCCUCGGCCUGCACAACCCCAAACACACCCCACAUCCCCACCACCACCCUGUGGACUUCCCAGAAUCCCUCUGAGACUCAGCGCCACCGGGGCUACCACUGCUACGAUGACUUCUCCCAAACCCAGCUGCAAUUCGUCCUCCCGCUGUGCCUCGAGCUCUUCCUCAUCCUCUUCCUCAUCCCCUCUGCCAUCACCAUGUUCUGCUACAUCCACCUCAUCCAUGCCCUCCUCACUCAACCCCACAUCCCACUGCAGAAGAAGUACCGCACUGUGGGGCUGGCUGUGGUCACCAUGGUCAACUUUGGGGUCUGCUUUGGACCCUACAACAUCUCGCAUGUGGUGGGCUUUGUGCAGCAGCGCAGCCCUGAGUGGAGGCCCUACGCUCUGCUCCUCACCACCCUCAGCGCCGCAAUCGACCCCUUCAUCUUCUAUUGCUCCUCCAGUGCUGUGCGGAGGGCGGUCAGUGGGAUGGUGGGAGCAAUUCGGGGCACAAUGUGUGGGUUUUGGGGUUGGUGUUGGCGGAGACAAUGUGCCCCAACCUGGAGGAGGUUAUGGGGUAAAUGAGGUUGUUGUGAUUGGAGUGGGUUUAAUGGGGUAGGAGGUCAGAAAUGGGGAUGGGUCCAGAUUCCUUGUGGUCAGCGUGGUCCCGCAGACGUGUCCAAUGUUUGUGGGUCAACCAAUUCUUGCUCAGUGUAUCGUUGUCCCAUGGGGUUGGGGUCAGCAUGGAAACAUGGUAGAGAUCACUGGGGUCAAUGAGAUCCCAUUGAUGUGACCAGUGUGGUCAAUGCAGAAUCGUGAGUGUGACUUAAUGUUGUCCCCAAUGUCCAGUGGGGUUGGGAUCAAUGUGGACCAAAGUAUCAGUGUGGACCCAGCGUUGCUUCACCCCCACUGUCCCCAAUUCCUUCCAUGUCCCCCGUGUCUGCAGUGUUCUCAGUAUCCAGCAAUGUCCGCAGUUCCUCCAAUGUCCCCAGUGUCCCCAGUGCCCUCAGUGCCCUCAGUGCCCCCAGUAUUCCCAGUGUCCUGACAGCUGGCAAUAACUUCAGGGCCAUCAGCACUUCAUGGAGAUCCCUCAGCACACGGCCCCUCUCUCCAGGCAAGGCGGCUGUUCCCAGAUCAGAGGACAUCUGCGGCCUCAAAGCAGAGUCCCAGCAGCCCACCGCCAUCAGGAUGUGCCCUGUACCCUGUAGGGCUGAUCAGAGGUGCUAUAACAAGGCAGAAGUGCUAAUUAAAACCUAUUCAGCAGCCAUGUAUUUGUCUGUCACUUCCUGGUCUCGUGGCAGUGACAGCCUGGCACAGCAGUUGGCGCAGCAGUUGGUGUGGGCCGGGCGAGCAGGAGGGCAGAGCAUCGCUCCCCACUGCGGAGAUCAGCUCACCCAUCAGCUGCCUCCCAAACAACACAUCUGGAUGCGGUCUCUACGAGGCUGAAAGCUCUUGCCCAAAAU